ACCUUGCUCUUCUUCCUUCUUUAUUUCUCGCCUAUAUUUACUCCCCACAUUCUUCUCUAUUCUCACAAUUCAGUCUCUCCCUUUCUCUUUCUAUUCAGCCCUUUCAUCUGCACUCAUGAAUUUCCAACAAUCAGAGCAAGAGGUGCCACUGCAAGACACGGAAGCAUCAUUCUAUCAACUGAACCAGCAGAGUUCAGAAGUCUCACUCCCCGUUGACGAGGAGGGCAGUGACAAGAACGGAAAGAGCGUAGGGUCCAUAAGCAUGGUGGAUGAAUUCAUAGCCAGCAUUUGGAACACAGAUGAAUUCCAACUUAACCCUCCUCUACCCGUCUAUGAUGAAGCUGCAAACAACAACAGCGUUGCACCAGAACCCACCAUUCCUCAGCCAGCCUCUUUCUCUGUCCCUCCCCCAAUUUGCAAGAAAACUACGGAUGAAGUUUGGUCUCAGAUCCAGAAAAGCCAACCACAACAAAAUGAAGAUAAUAACAGCCUUGCCAGUGAUGAAACACUCCAAAAGGAUCCCACAUUUGGAGAAAUGACUUUGGAGGAUUUCCUGAUAAAAGCUGGGGUUGUUACUGAAUCAACACUGUUCACCACUAUAUUACCUCAGAAUCAUUUCGCUAACAUUCCAACCAAUAUUCCAUUUAAUACAAGCUAUAUAUUAAUUGGAACUACUGGACCUAAUAUGCCCUGUGGUAGAUUUGAACCGCAUCAAAUGCUGCCACAGAAUAACCACUUUAUUGUGAGGAAUUUCACUACUACAAAUGUUGCUGUGGAGAAUAAUUGUCAAAACGUAGCAGAAUCAAGUGGCAAGGGUAAGAAAAGGAUCAUUCAAGGUCCUCCCGAAGUGGUAAUAGAGAGAAGGCAGCGCAGAAUGCUGAAGAAUCGAGAAUCAGCAGCACGAUCUCGUGCAAGAAGACAGGCAUAUACUGUGGAGCUUGAAGCAGAGCUGAAUAAUCUGAAAAAUGAGAAUGAGAACCUUAAGAAUAUGCUGGCUGAAGAUGAACGCAAGAGGCUAGAAGUAGUAAGUGAUUGCCUCAAAUUUAACUCAGAGAAAGGCCCCAACAACGGUUCAAAAGAGGAAUGAGAAAAAGAGGAAAUUGAACAGGCCUCUGAGUGCAUCCUGGUGAGUAGCAUCCUGGUGAAGAAGCUUCAACGGCAGGCAUUAGAAGAUGAACAUGCACAUUGUGAGAAAAGGAAUAAAGUGUAUGUGUUAUCUAAGAUGCACCUGAACCGUUUAUCAAGAGUAUAAGAAAAUAAGAGUAAUGAAUAUUAUCAUUAUUAUGUUGUUUUUGUUUCUUUGAAAUAUGUACCUGUUGUUUCAAUUUUAAUUUCCUGGUUUGUAAUAGAAGUGUUUGCGAGUACUUUAUAUUAUAUUAA
Molecule: messenger RNA, 1380 nt
Organism: Vigna umbellata (rice bean)
Lineage: Eukaryota; Viridiplantae; Streptophyta; Magnoliopsida; Fabales; Fabaceae
Gene: DPBF2
Product: Basic-leucine zipper (bZIP) transcription factor family protein
Biological process (GO): positive regulation of DNA-templated transcription
Cellular component (GO): nucleus
Molecular function (GO): DNA-binding transcription factor activity
Source: RefSeq, a predicted model, not a curated record